UAUGAAAGUGCCUUUUAGCACUUCAGUAAGGGCUAGUGGGAAAUCUGCAGAGCACAUUGUCAAGACUGCACAGAUCUGCAACUACAAGCUAUAAUGAUGGAGGUUGGUAGCACAGCAAAGCAAAGGAGGCUGUGCUCUCUGCCACAACUGAGUUUGGUGCUGUUCUUAUCACUGAGUCUGCAACUGCCAGCUAGAGGCAGCUACCUGCUGGUGGCAGAUUUCCACACAUACAACAACUCCCUCCACUCUUUUGUAAACACAUCUGCCUCGCCAUUCACCACUCAUUGCUGUGACGGUCGCGAUGCCCCGGAUUGCACCGACCCCUGCAAUACCGUGCUCAAUUACUGUUUCAAGGAGGUCGGGGCGGUCAAUAGUUUUGCCAAUGACAGCACAGUGCUCCGUGGCUGUAUGACUGGCGGGGGAAGUCUGACUGAGCUGGUGGAGCGCACUGACAACAUUGACUUUUCCAAACCUCCUCUGAGUGUGAGUGGCGCACCGACACGGCGCUCUCUCUCCAACAGAGGACCACUUUGGCCUGGUGGAAUACAAUUCUUUGUACGGUCGGUGUCAGAUGGCGAAAUAGUGGACUAUCUCUCCACCAACGUCUACCUAAACCCCGGAGAAAACCUCACAAACCGAAUCCUGACCGGCGACCACUUUGAGGGGGAGCGUCACAUUCACUGCCAGUUUCUAUCUCACCUGCACCUUUGGCUACUAUGGGGAGAACUGCAGCCUCUACUGCUGGCCUGGGAGCAGUAGAGAGGACGGUUUCUACUCGUGCAGCAGUGAAGGGGCCAGGAUAUGCGACGAGUACUUUGGUGGCAGCGACUGCAACAUGUGUGAUAAUGGACUCGAGUAUCCCUACUGCAUACCAGAUGUGUGCCUACUCCACCACCCGUGUAUGGAGGGAAACUGUACAGGCACUGGGUUUGACAGCUACACAUGCUCCUGCAAUGACGGCUUCUACGGAGUCAACUGCAGUGAUCCUGUCCCUGAUAUGUGCAGUCUCCUAGACCCAUGUCAGGAGGGAAACUGCACCAACACCCCUCCCGAAGGCUACAGGUGCACCUGCAAUGAGGGUUUCCACGGAGUGAACUGCAGCGAGGCUGAGCCAGUUCCCGAUGUGGAUAGGGAAUUGACCUAUCUGUGGCUGAUAGUGGCAGGUGUGGCGGGUAUACUGGCCCCGGUAGUAAUCCUCUCUCCUCUCCUCCUCAUCCUCUGCUUCACUUCACUCACCUCCUGGAGAAAGAAGAACAAAGAGUAUGUCAACAACCCAUUGUAUGGAGAUGCCUCGGCCCCUGCCAGUGUAACCGGGACCUCCAGGAGCGAGACUGGUACCGACCAUUCCUUAACGGUAGAAGCGAUCCACGCACAAAGCAACGGCAGCCCAGACACACUUACUCCGCCCAGAAUGUCCUGCGAGGACGAGCCAAACUAUGACAUCAUUCCCGGGGAGUCAAGCAAUGCAGUGGGGACUCCAGUGAGUCUGGAGGUCCCCCCCAGCCUCGCUGGUACCUUCAAGAGCGACGACAACAGUAGCUACUACACUCUGAGCAUCAGCACCAACGAAUCCACC
Messenger RNA from Geodia barretti, 1576 nucleotides. NCBI's taxonomy places the organism in Eukaryota, Metazoa, Porifera, Demospongiae, Tetractinellida, Geodiidae. The record is from the annotation of a GenBank genome assembly.